AUGGGGAGGACAUGGGAGCAGCAAGGGGCAUGGAGGCUGCAGAUGCCCUCGUGCUCGGGCCCCGUCCCUUUCCGCGUGGGUGCAGGCACGGGCUACGCUAGGUCGUGGCUGGGUCGGGCUCCACCUGGGCCCUCUCCUUGGAUCUCCGGCGGCGCAGCCAGGCCAAGCCGUCAUCGAGCCGCGGGUUGGAGCAGGGGCGGCCGCGGCGCAACGCCCGGGGGAGGAGGUCGGAGGACGAUGGCGAGCAGCCUCGCCUCCACCACGAGCUUCGGUCGCGCCGUCGCUCAAGAGCAGCCAGCUCUCUGGUGCCGGAUGCGGCCGGCGGCGAGGUGCAGCUUGCGAUGUGCAGGCAAGGGCGAGGGAGCGGGCAGAGAAAUUGUUCGGCCCGCGAAGGUUAACGAGGGAUCAGCCGAUGUUUAA
Miscanthus lutarioriparius is the source of this 420-nucleotide messenger RNA. The record is from the annotation of a GenBank genome assembly. NCBI's taxonomy places the organism in Eukaryota, Viridiplantae, Streptophyta, Magnoliopsida, Poales, Poaceae.